UUGAAACCAGACAAACACAGACAUGUCUUCUCUUUAUAGUGCCAAUGAUACAACACCGGACAACUUGUCAACUAUGUCAACUACAGAGAACACUAUAGCUUGUGUGAUCCUGGGUCUGUGUUUCUUGGUGGGCACACCUGGGAACCUACUGGUGGUUUGGACCAUCCUGAAGCAUGUGAAGCACCGCUCGCACACGGUCGUGCUCAUCCUUCAUCUAGCCGCCGCAGAUCUUCUGGUGUUGAUCACUCUGCCUCUCUGGAUCUACUCGCUGGCUCAUUCCUGGGUGUUUGGAGAAGCUGCCUGCAAAGCCAUGGUGUACAUCAUCAAUGCCUGCAUGUACUGCAGCGUCUUUCUCAUCACCAUCAUGAGUGUGGAACGCUUUCUGGCUGUCAGAUACCCUUUCGCCUCAGCUGGCUGGAGAAAGAAACAAGCACUGAAUAAACUACUACUUGUGUUGUGGAUAGUUUCGUUUGCCUUGAGCAUUCCUGUUAUUGUAACUCAUACUUUGGGUCAUCCACCAGAGCCAGUUCAGUGUACAUUUAAGGAGUACACAUCUGAGACGCAGGAGGCUGUGUUGCUCACUUUAGAAACUCUUAUAGGCUUCGUCAUUCCUUUUAUCACGUUAGUGGUCUGUUACGGCUGCCUCUUCAGUCGCAUAGCGCUCAUGAACUUCAAGUCCAAGCGUAAAUCCACGGUUCUAAUCUGCAGCGUAGUGGUGAUGUUUGGAAUCUGCUGGAUCCCACAUCAUGUGACAAACCUUCUUUCCCUCAUUGCACUCGCUGUCAAGUCUUCAUAUCCUGAAGUGUCAAACAACUUGGAGGACACCUGUAUGACAAUGACCUUAAUAACAGGAGCUCUGGUGUUCAUCAGUAGCUCAGUCAACCCGAUGCUUUACGUGUUUGCCGCGCGUACCUUCCGCAGUUCUCUCCGGGAAACUGGAAUUCAGAAAUUGUUCCAGCAUCUAUCCAGCACAGCCUCAGGUGAAAGGAAUAAGGAGUUAUCAUUUGUUUCUAAGAGACAAAAUUCACACACCAGCACCUCACAGUGUCUCACAGAGACAAAACUGCCUGUAGAUGUGACUAUGGAAGAUUUGUAACGUCAACCAACAAUAACCAGUUACUCUCAAACAAAAGGAAGUGCAUGUAGCUUUAAAGGUUUUUUAUUGAACAAUUACUGUAUUGAAAAUGUGUUUUGGAAUUGUAUUCCAAUUGAAAUGACUUUAAAUAAAAUGUUUGUUUGUG
This is a messenger RNA of Triplophysa rosa, 1241 nucleotides long. RefSeq lists its product as uncharacterized. Gene Ontology annotation, biological process: G protein-coupled receptor signaling pathway; immune response. Gene Ontology annotation, cellular component: membrane. NCBI's taxonomy places the organism in Eukaryota, Metazoa, Chordata, Actinopteri, Cypriniformes, Nemacheilidae. Gene Ontology annotation, molecular function: G protein-coupled receptor activity. The record is from RefSeq and is a predicted model, not a curated record. The transcript has a single exon. Bases 23 to 1096 code for a protein of 357 amino acids.